Messenger RNA from Acanthamoeba castellanii str. Neff, 1371 nucleotides. Its product is annotated as glutathione reductase. The transcript has 11 exons. The coding region runs from base 1 to 1371 and encodes 456 amino acids. The record is from RefSeq and is a predicted model, not a curated record. Lineage: Eukaryota; Discosea; Longamoebia; Acanthamoebidae.
AUGAAGAGGUUCCUCGCUGUCGCUUGUACUCUGCUCCUCGCCCUUGUGGUUGUCAAUGGGCAACAGCUGCCCAUCCCCAAGACCGCACCGGGCAUGCACCGGGGCAACCCGUCGGCACCCAUCCACAUCACUGAGUUCGCUGACUACCAGUGCCCCUACUGCGCUGACUCGUACCCUAUCGUGGAGCAGGUGCUGAAGCUUUACGGUCCGGACAAGAUCUACUACACGCUCCACAUCUUCCCGCUUUGGCUCCAUCGCCAGGCCUUCAUAGUCGCUGAGGCCGCUGGCGUGGUCGCCCUCAAUGCCCCUGACCGCUACUGGGAAGCUGCCAGCUUCCUCUUCGCCAACCAGGCCCAGUUCUACAACAGCGCCUUCCAGAACAAGACCGCUGCUGAUUUGUACUCCCUGCUGGCCGGCUGGAUGCCCAAGUUCGGCAUCAGCCCUUCGACCUUCUACGCGCAAGUUGACAGUGACGCCGUGUACGCGCGUGUGGAUGCCGAUAUCCACACGGCGAUCAUUCGUCAGGUCUAUGAGACGCCCACCUUCCUCGUCAAUGGCUUCAAGGCUCUGCAGAUCCCCGACAAUGCCACGAUGUCGCUCAAUGUGGUGAAGAAGGGUGUCCUCGGAAAGGACAAGUUCUUCUAUCAGGCCAUCGAGCUCCUGCUGCAGCCAGAAGAUAGGGAUGCGGGCGAUGAGAGCGAGGCCAAGCUACGCGAGAUGCUCAAGGAGAAUCUUCAAGCGCAGCACAAGCACAAGGCAUCUGCCGGCCCAGGUCGGCCAGCUACUGCUGCCGCUUCACGUCCAGGCCAGGAGAAGCCAUCGUUCAUGCGUUCGUUUUCGCGAGAGGAACGCGGGCAGGCAAAGCAGUCUCAUCUGCUGCAGGCUAAGCUCAAGCCACAGGCGACUCUGUGGACGCCCUCUACCAGCCUUGCCUCACCCUCCUGGAUGAAAACUGUCAAGCGAGAGGGCGGCGGGCUUGUGAAGCACGAAGCAGAGCAAAUUGAAGAGGAGGUGGUCGAGAGUCGGGACAGCCCUGAAGAAGACGAUAGGGCGAAGCGAAAGUAUGCGGACUAUCAGCAGCAGCAGCAGCAACAAGCACAGUAUGGAGCCGAGGAAGGGCAGGCGGCGGGUAACUCGUUCCCGCCGGGCAGUCCUGCAUUCUCAUCGCCGGGCAACGACCCCGCUGGCUCGUCUCCUCCGAGCUCGCCGCCCACCGCGUCGAUGCCGCCCAACAAGAAGGCGAUGCUGGGCAAGAGCGCGGAGGGUAUGGUGCACGCCCUGCACAACCGAGACCUGAAGAUCAAAAAGAAGCUCAAGGAGGUCAAGAAGGCCAGGGAGGCCCGCAGCGUCCGGCCCACCUUCAACAAGUGA